This is a messenger RNA of Ceutorhynchus assimilis (cabbage seed weevil), 1254 nucleotides long. The record is from the annotation of a GenBank genome assembly. Lineage: Eukaryota; Metazoa; Arthropoda; Insecta; Coleoptera; Curculionidae.
AUGGAUAAUAAUCAAUAUAUUAGGUGUGCUUCAUGGUUUGAAGCAAUUCAGCAGCCAAGGCUACCACACCAUACUUUCGAAUUUUGCCACAAAAAUUUAAGAGUAUGCUCCCAACACUUUGAGCCAAAAGACAUUUCGACAAAUAAAAUUCGAAAACGGCUUCACCCUGAUGCUGUUCCAGUUUUUGGCCUUUGUGUAAGAGCACCAGAAUCUGCACCUAUUGUUCCAGUUGCUGAUACCCUUCCACAAGCACUUCCAGAGCCUUUUAUUCUCAUAGAUGUUUUGGAUGAACCUAAUACUAAUACUGGUAAUGUUUCUCAUCAGUUUGAGCCACAGCCUUCCACCUCCACUGCAAAAAAUGACUCACCAUUUAAAGUUAACAAACGUAGAAGAAAGAACAUAGACAGUUGCGAGGAUGAUUCAACUAGUGAUUCCAGUAAACUCAUAGGAAUGCCGAUAGAUGAUCGCGGAGCUUCUAGACACCUUCAAUGUCAGUCAGACGAGAACAUGUCAGAUUCCGAUUCCGUAAUUAACAUCAUCAAACACGAAAUUGACAUCCCAGAAUAUGUUCCAGACUUGCAAGAAGCCGAAACAAUAAUGAUCAAAGACGAUGAGGAUGAUGAUGAUGAUAGUAAUCUGUCUACAUACAAUAUUGAAGAAAUAAAUAUUAAAGAAGAACCCAUCAACGAGCAAAAUAAUUUUGACGAUCGGCAUCCUGUAGAUGUUUUUUGCAAAAGCGUGGCUUUAUCAUUGAAAAGUUUAAGAAAGGAUUUGUGCAACGAGGGUAAAAUUCGAAUUAUGCAACUGAUCUCUGAGCUAGAGCAACGAAAUUCUUUGCCCAACGAAGGCCCUUGUACCAGUAAAAGUAUGAACAAUCGCGCUGAACCAACUAGUACUGUAACAAACUAUUUAGUUCCAAAAAAAGAACUUGACUGAUAGAAUUCGUUUUUUUUUUGAAUAUUAACUAAAGUUUCUUUUGUACGGAAAUUGAUUGUUUAUUUUUCAAAUAAAAUUAUUUUUCAUUUCUUCCUAAUCUUGUUUUUUUAUUCUGUCAACAUGUCUGUUCACUGAAUAUCCAAUAGGCGUUUUAUUAAGCAAUGUAGGAUCCUCAAUUUCCAUUCCAGGGGGGUAUUCGUCUCGCAUUUCCGCAGUUUGGAAGCUGGUCGGUUCUUCGUUGUUUGUAUAACCUUGGUUAAGUAGUCGUUCAAAGUACUCUUUCCAUGUUUGCAGCAUUUGAUCUUGCCUGGUUACUAG